Molecule: messenger RNA, 2884 nt
Organism: Rana temporaria (common frog)
Lineage: Eukaryota; Metazoa; Chordata; Amphibia; Anura; Ranidae
Gene: FNBP4
Product: formin binding protein 4
Exons: 17
Coding region: 45-2831 (928 amino acids)
Molecular function (GO): protein binding
Source: RefSeq, a predicted model, not a curated record
GGAAGUGACGUGUUAGUUCCGCGCCCCGAGGUGUAGGGGGUUCUAUGCGCGCUCUCAUGGGGAAGAAGACACGGGCGGUGUCGGGCCGGAGACCUAUCCUUCAGCUCUCCCCGCCGGGACCCCGCGCUGCUACCCGGGAGGAGGUCGGCUCUGGUUCGGAAGAUGAUACAGAUUCCCAGAAGGUCAUAGCUCCUCCCACCACAGGAAUGAUCUCAGAAGUCCCUAUUGCAUUGGUGAAGCCUACAGGUGGUCUUUGUCUACUUGGGGCAUACACAGACAGCGAUGAUGAAGAUGGAGACUCGUCGGAGAAACCUACCCCUGCUACAAAAGCAAAUGCUUCUACUGACAUUGACAGUACUCUGGCCAACUUCCUUGCGGAAAUCGAUGCCAUCACAGCUCCUGCGUUGUCUGAAGGGGAUGAUACGGCUAAUUCUACAGCUCCUCCACCAACUCCUCCAAAGCCAGAUCCAAAAGAUUCUCACAGCUUAACCUCUGGUGCUCAUAAUGGAGCAGAACCAAAUGCCACAGGGGAAUUGUGGCAUUACGACACUCAUUGUUCUCUGGCUGGAGUUGACGUGGACAUGGGAGACUGGCAGGAAGUGUGGGAUGAGAACACCGGCUGUUAUUACUAUUGGAAUAUUCAGACCAAUGAAGUGACCUGGGAGCUGCCUCAAAGUCUGGCUUCCCAAGUACAGGGAGCCCAAGGAUAUACAAACAGCAGUGAGUCUUCAGACUUUUCCAGUGUGGUUACAUCUGAGUCUGUUCCUGAGGUAAAAGAAGAUACUUUGGGUUUGGCUGCCAGCAGUGUGCCAGUGCUUUCCAAAAAAGAACCAAAGAAGGAGUUGAAUGAUGGAAUCCAAGCUCUGUCUAACAAAGAAGAGGAAAAAGUUGGUGUGGCAGCAUCUCUGCUCGCCCCACUGUUGCCAGAUGCUGUGAAAGAGGAGGAGGAUCGCUGGAGGCGACGGGUCAUAUGUAAAGAGGAUGUGGUUGAGCCUACCUGUGAGGAUGAUGAAGACGACGACAUGGCUGCUGUCUGCACUGAUAGCGAGCUGGCUGCUGAUGAAUAUGCCCAGGAAGAUGUCUGCAGCACUGUGCAGUCUGGCGAGAGCGGGGAAGAAGCAGAGGAGCCGGAGGAUACUUUGGAACUGGAGAGGGUGCUGGAGAGAAGGAAGGCUGAGCUUCGAGCACUGGAAGAAGGUGAUGUCAGUCUUUCUGGGUUCAGCCCACGCUCUGAUAUCAGCCAAUCAGAUGAAGCUCAGAAGGCGAAGCCUGUCAGCAAGUGGAAAGUGUUUGUUCCAUCAGCCAGCCCUGAAUCAACCAGCCACAGCUCCUCCAAGACUGGCCGGGAAACACCAGAGACCGAAAUGGGGGCAGAAGCUGCCGAGUGUCCGGCUUCUACAGUAGAGGCAGAAAGUGACCCUGCGCCAGUGAAAACGGCUCCAAAGCAAGAAGAUGAGGAAGAAGACGAUCUGAAGUUCCAGAUUGGCGAGCUGGCUAAUAGUCUCAUCAGUAAACUGGAGUUUUUGGGCAUAAACAGGCAAUCUGUGUCCAACUUCCAUGUGCUGCUGUUUCAGACUGAGACUCGAAUCUCAGAUUGGAGGGAAGGAGCGCUCAGCGGAAUCUAUCUGAAACGUAAAUUGCAAGACGCAUCUGAACAAAUAAAACAGUAUGAAAUUAACGCCACCCCUAAAGGCUGGGCCUGCCACUGGGACAGGAAUCAUAGGCGAUAUUUCUAUGUUAACGACAUCUCAGCAGAGUCUCAGUGGGAGUUUCCUGAUGUGGAUGAGGAAGAGGAGGGGUCCGCACCUCAAAAUAAAAUGCAAGCAGCCUCUAAAUUGGCUGAAAAGGACAAGGUUGAAGGUGCAGUGGCUCUUCCUCCUGAGCCACCAACAAGUAUCCCAGAUUCCAUCCCGGCUAAAACCUUACCCAGUGCACCAGUUGCUCAGAACUGGAACUACAUUCACCAGCCCCCACUGCCCUUAGAAGUUCCUCUUCCCCCACCCCCUCCUCCUCCUCCUCCCCCUCCUCCUCCUGAAUCCCCACCCCCUCCCCCUCCUGACUCCCCUCCCCCACCACCACCUCCCAUGGAGGAAGAAGAAGAAAUACAGGAGGUUGAAAUGGAAGAUGAUGACAAUGUUGAGCCACCAGUCCCAGGAAUGGAGAACAUAAUCAUGACUUCUGCCAACACUGAGAUUCCUGCCUCUAAGGUGAAAAAUGAACAGGCUGCAUCUGCAAAGGCUUCAAAGAGGAAAGCUACAGAUAUGUUUGCGGAACAAACAGUGACAAUAGGAAGUUGUCCUGUGCUCUACACUCAGCCGGCUAUCCCUGCAGGUCCUGCCAUAACUGCCAUGAAUGUCGCAUCCAGUUAUAUGGGGCUUCCACUCCAAGUCCCUGCACCUAUGGUGAUGACUAGUUUGGAAUAUACUAUUCCAAGUAAUACUAUGGUGCCACCUCUACCACUUGUGAUGUCACAUGCAAACAUACCAACUCCUCCAGUGCCAGAGCAACAGGCCCCGCCCCCACCGCCACCUCCAAGCAAACCACAAGCAACAGAGAAGCCCAAAAAGACAAAAAAAAUGAAGGUUAAGAAGAGUAAAGUAAAGAUGCCCUCUCUAGUCCAGAAGUGGCAGAACAUACAGAAGGAGCUGGACGAAGAGGAGAAUUCCAGCUCCAGCGAGGAGGAUCGAGGUGUGGUUAACCAAAAACGUAUUGAAGAGUGGAAGAUAAAUCAGAUGAGCAGUGGCAUGGCAGAAAAGAAUGCCAAUUUUGAAGCCCUUCCUGCAGACUGGCGAGAGAGAUUGAAGAGGCGGAAAAUGGAAAAAAGCACGUGACCACUUUUUGUACACUUGUAUACUUUUUCUUCACAACCGUUACUGUAAAAAAA